Molecule: messenger RNA, 1008 nt
Organism: Hirsutella rhossiliensis
Lineage: Eukaryota; Fungi; Ascomycota; Sordariomycetes; Hypocreales; Ophiocordycipitaceae
Product: 3' exoribonuclease family protein
Exons: 1
Coding region: 1-1008 (335 amino acids)
Biological process (GO): nuclear polyadenylation-dependent mRNA catabolic process; exonucleolytic trimming to generate mature 3'-end of 5.8S rRNA from tricistronic rRNA transcript (SSU-rRNA, 5.8S rRNA, LSU-rRNA); nuclear polyadenylation-dependent rRNA catabolic process
Cellular component (GO): cytoplasmic exosome (RNase complex); nuclear exosome (RNase complex)
Source: RefSeq, a predicted model, not a curated record
AUGGCGCUCUCCCGCGCCACAUUCGCGAAGCUCUCCCCGUAUCCAUACCUCCUCGCCAACCUCGAGCCCCCCAACAGCGACGUUCCGGCUGCCAGGAGCAACGGCCGGGCUCCCGGUGAAUGCAGGCCCCUGACGGCCAAUCUCUCGAGCCUGUCGCAUGCCCAGGGCAGCGCCGUCGUGCGCAUGGGCGACACGACUGUCGUUUGCGGUGUUCGCGGCGAGACCAUCUUGACUUCCAACAUCCCCAACCACCGCGCCUCCAACGCCGACACAGAGCUCAGGGACUACGACCUCUUGGUGCCGAAUAUCGAACUAGCCACGGGCUGCGCGCCUCAGUUCCUUCCCGGCGGCCCGCCGACGACACUCGCACAGACGCUCAGCACGAGGAUAUACUCUCUGCUCCAUAGCUCCAAGCUCGUUCAGCCGGAUGACCUGCGGAUAUGGCACACGCGACCCUCGGAGCGCUUGGCGGCCGACCAAGAUGCCAUGGAAGAGGAUGCAGAUGAUGCUGGCGACACGGAUGGCCAGUAUGUCGCCGCCUACUGGGUGCUCUACAUCGACAUAUUCUUCAUUUCCUUUGACGGGAACCCCUUAGACGCGGCCUGGGCGGCGACUGUGGCUGCGUUGAAGGACACCAAGAUUCCCCGUACACGCUAUGACGUGGACACGGAGCUCGUCGCUUGCUCCAGAAAGGACCCGAAGCCGUUGACGCUCAACGGCAUACCCGUUGCAUGCACGGCCGCCGUCUUCACCGGCAAGGAGACGGACCGGCCGGCCGACGGCAAGCACUGGCUAUUGAUGGACCCGGACAGGCUUGAGGAGUCUCUGUGCGAUGAGAGCGUCACCAUUGUGGUUGACGGCAAGGGCAAGGCCAUGAGAAUAUUGUCUCUCUCAAAACACGGCGGCGUGACGCUGUCUCCAAGCGUCCUCCGGUCCAAGGAGUUUUUAGGAUGGGCAGGCAAGCGGUGGAAAGAGGUGGCCACCGCUGUCACGAGCCAGCAGACAUAG